Messenger RNA from Prinia subflava (tawny-flanked prinia), 2511 nucleotides. RefSeq names its product proteasome activator subunit 3 (gene PSME3). The record is from RefSeq and is a predicted model, not a curated record. Gene Ontology annotation, biological process: regulation of G1/S transition of mitotic cell cycle; positive regulation of endopeptidase activity; regulation of proteasomal protein catabolic process. NCBI's taxonomy places the organism in Eukaryota, Metazoa, Chordata, Aves, Passeriformes, Cisticolidae. Gene Ontology annotation, molecular function: endopeptidase activator activity. The transcript is spliced from 11 exons. Gene Ontology annotation, cellular component: cytoplasm; nucleoplasm; proteasome activator complex. Bases 118 to 882 code for a protein of 254 amino acids.
UGCGCGCGGGGGGCGUCACGCGGGCGGCGGGCACGCGCGGCAUUGGCGGGCGCGCGGCGUGAGGUCAUUUCCGGUGUGGGCCCGGGGAAGCGGAGCGGCCCCGAGACCGGAGCCGCCAUGGCCUCGCUGCUCAAGGUGGACCCGGAGGUGAAGCUCAAGGUUGACUCCUUCAGGGAGCGCAUCACGAGUGAGGCUGAGGACCUCGUAGCAAACUUUUUUCCAAAGAAGCUGUUAGAGCUGGAUGGAUUCCUUAAGGAACCCAUCCUGAAUAUUCAUGAUCUGACUCAGAUCCAUUCGGACAUGAACCUCCCAGUGCCUGACCCAAUUCUUCUCACCAACAGCCAUGAUGGACUGGAUGGGCCAAAUAUGAAAAAGAGGAAGCUGGAAGACCAUGAAGAGACCUUUCAGGGUACCAAAGUGUUUGUGAUGCCCAAUGGGAUGCUGAAGAGCAACCAGCAGCUGGUGGACAUCAUUGAGAAAGUGAAACCAGAAAUCAGGCUGCUCAUUGAGAAGUGCAAUACGGUCAAAAUGUGGGUGCAGCUUCUCAUUCCCAGGAUAGAGGAUGGGAACAACUUUGGUGUUUCUAUUCAGGAAGAAACAGUUGCUGAGCUUCGGACUGUGGAGAGCGAGGCAGCAUCUUACCUGGACCAGAUUUCUAGAUACUAUAUCACAAGAGCAAAGCUGGUUUCCAAAAUAGCCAAGUACCCUCAUGUGGAGGACUAUCGCCGCACCGUGACGGAGAUCGACGAGAAGGAGUACAUUAGUCUGCGCCUCAUCAUUUCAGAGCUGAGGAAUCAAUAUGUCACUUUGCAUGACAUGAUCCUUAAAAACAUUGAGAAGAUCAAGAGGCCUCGGAGCAGCAAUGCUGAGACCCUCUAUUAAGUGUCAACGUUUGAACUUGAGAACUGUUCAGUCAACUAAAGACCGUCAUUGCCUUGGUUUGUUACGUGACUAUCGAGAUGGGAAACUGGCUGGAAAUAGUAUUGCAUUCUUAGUUAAACUCUAAAGAAAUUCUUGCCUAGUUUUGUGAUUGGUUUUGUUCAGGUCUCAGGAGCUCUCCCUCUUCCUCUAGUCACUGGUAGUAGAGGCCAUGCUGCACUGGGUGCCCCAGAGGCUGCUGCAGCCAGGCAGGGACAUUCCUUCAUGCCUUGCUUCCUACCUGACUGGGAACACUAUAGACCAAGCCCUUGUCCUGUCCCAUCUCUUGUCUGGUGGCUGCACUGGGGUCUCUGGAACAGGGCAAACAGCCCAGCACGAGGGCAGGCCCAGCAGUGCCACAGCAGGGGAGCUCUGUCCCCACUGCUGGCUGUGGCCAGGCCCCUCUGCUACCAGCUCUGCACUGACCAGGGACCCUGCCCCUUGGCAGCUGUGCUCUGGUGCCACUGAGCCAUCUGCACUCCCUUUCUGGCUAUCUCCUGGCUCAGCAGAGCCUGCCCCACAGGUCUCUGCCUCACCAGUUCUGUCUGGAUCAGUGCAGAGCAUGAGGCAAGUGCUUGGAACUAGAGCUGGUGCUGUCCUGGCUGUCAGGAGCUCAGGUGGCUUCUGCCAUUUGACUAGAGCCACUUUCUUGGCUAAAACCAGUGUUCUUUCACAUACAUCCCAGUUGCCCCUUCAGCAUGGGUUCCUUUUGCCUGGGCUGAGAGAAGGGAUGGGCUGGAGAUCUGAUGCUAAACUCCUAAAAUAUCUCUGCAUGUGAUCAGACCGAGUCCCCCUGUCCCUGGCGGUGCUCCCUGGUGCCUGGGCAGAGCAGGCUGGCUGCCACAGCUGGUGCUUGACGGUGAGGGUGGCUGACACCCACCUGGUACCUUGCAGACCUUGCAGUCUUUCCCCUGCACAGGGCACACUCCCGUGCCUCGUGACUCCUCCAAGCUGCCAGAACAUUUCGUGGUCCAUUACAAACCCCUUUGGAAAUGACUGGUUGUAUUGCGUCAGUUUUUGUGUGUGGCAAGUGGGCCCAUAACGCUGCAGGCUUCAAAAUUUUCUUAUUUAUAGUAUUUCUACUUAAGUCCCCUAAUCAGGGAACGUUGAAUCAUUUGUUUCAGGAACCUCGCUGUUUCCCAGGUCUCGCUGUUACACCUGUAUAUUCUUAUUGUGCAGUAGCCUUAAGAGUUGUGUUAAUCUCAUUGUAACAACAGUGACAAAUGGAAUGAAUUUUCUUCCCUAAUUUUUUUUUACUUUAUUUUUAGUUGGUUUUUUUUUUCUCUGCUUCCACAUCUAAGAGCCAUGUUGUCUCUUGCUGGUUUCCCAGGGAUUUGCCCAGAGUGAGGCGGGCUGCUGGCCCUUGCUAUAGACUCUUCUGUUGUUGUUUGUAGUAAGUCAACUCUUAGUCUUCCCUCUAAUAAAUAUUCAGUAACAAACCAACUGCGUUGAGCUGCUGUCUGGGAGCAGCACUUCCCCUUGUGUUUCUUUGUAUUGAUUCCUUUUCAUUUGUUCAGCUUUCUUUGCCAGAUGAACGUAUGUAAACUUUUACCAUGUCAAGAAAUUAAAACAAGGUACUUGGAAUUCUUUCAA